This is a messenger RNA of Trichomonas vaginalis G3, 216 nucleotides long. RefSeq lists its product as uncharacterized. Lineage: Eukaryota; Parabasalia; Trichomonadida; Trichomonadidae. The record is from RefSeq and is a predicted model, not a curated record. The transcript has a single exon. The annotation marks the transcript as partial.
AACUCUAAUAUUGACUUCUUCAGUAUUGCUUUAAAUCUUUCCGAACAGAAAGAAUAUAAGAAGGGUGAAACAUCUGUGAAAUAUUAUCCUUCAUCUCUGAAGACAAUAACGAACAAAGAUGUUAUACAGAAAUUCUUACCAAAGGUUGAAGAAGCUUCUAUUGACAUUGACGAAGGAAGUGAAAUGGUUGAAGAAAUAGACCCUGAAGCUAUUUAA